Exserohilum turcica Et28A is the source of this 470-nucleotide messenger RNA. RefSeq lists its product as uncharacterized. Lineage: Eukaryota; Fungi; Ascomycota; Dothideomycetes; Pleosporales; Pleosporaceae. The coding region runs from base 33 to 194 and encodes 53 amino acids. The transcript has 3 exons. Gene Ontology annotation, biological process: protein import into mitochondrial matrix; protein insertion into mitochondrial outer membrane. The record is from RefSeq and is a predicted model, not a curated record. Gene Ontology annotation, cellular component: mitochondrial outer membrane; mitochondrial outer membrane translocase complex.
AUUCCGUCACCCGACCCGCCUGCACAGCCAUCAUGUACCAGCUAUCGGAAGAGUCCAAGGAGCGCAUUGCGCGCAUCAUCGAUGUGUCCCGCGUCGCCAUUCAUUACGGCUACCUUCCUCUAAUCCUAUACCUCGGAUACACACGAAGCGAGCCCAAGCCUUCUCUCAUCCGUCUCUUCUCUCCCCUUGCGUAAAUCUCGAACGAUGACAUGCCAACGACCGUUUGCGAUUUUUGUACAAUACUACACCCUCAGGCACAUGGAAUCUCGGGUGUGAUGACGUCGGCCGCUUUGGCUGGCAGGACCAUGUGUAGGUACAUGCGGCCUCUGCUCUUUUCUACUCUACAGUGGCCCGCAUUUGGCGGAUGGUAGUCUACGCGGAGCGGACUUGUAUUAUAUCUCAGCAUCUAAGACAGAAUAAUGGUACCCUGCAGCAUGGCCCGCGUCGUGGGGGUGCCCAGUCCAGACUGC